Molecule: messenger RNA, 1081 nt
Organism: Pollicipes pollicipes
Lineage: Eukaryota; Metazoa; Arthropoda; Thecostraca; Pollicipedomorpha; Pollicipedidae
Product: neuroguidin-like
Biological process (GO): maturation of SSU-rRNA from tricistronic rRNA transcript (SSU-rRNA, 5.8S rRNA, LSU-rRNA)
Cellular component (GO): nucleolus; small-subunit processome
Source: RefSeq, a predicted model, not a curated record
CAUGCGCAAUAAGCUCAAAGUAAUGGCGGCGCCCAGUGGCAAGGGGGGGGAACACGAGUGUGGAAUGGUGAGAGUGCUCGUAUGAUACCAGUGGAGCGUUGGUGGGGCUGUGCACGUUAGAAGUUUCCUGCUGUGAAGGAAACUAACAGCAAUUCAUUUUGCGGAUUCCCGCACGAUGGACAUGGCGGUCGAGGAUGUAUCGAGCGCCGACAUGGCCCGCGCCAAGACGCUGCUAGACGACCUCUCCGACGGCAUCGGUAAGACCAGCUCGCUGGUGGCCGCCCUGACCGCCAAGGUGAAGGACGGGCAGCUGGACACGGCGCAUGGCCUCAGCUUCCUCGAGAUGAAGAACUACCUGCUGCUGAGCUACCUGGCCGACCUGACGCAGGUUAUGUCACUGAAGCUGCGCGGCCGCUCGAUCGCCGGCGACGCCAGCGUCGACCGGCUGGUGGAGUUGCGCACCGUGCUGGAGCGCAUCCGACCCAUCGACCAGAAGCUGCGCUACCAGGUGGACAAGCUGGUGCGCAUCGCCACCACCGGCCAGCUGGGCGAGGGCGACCCGCUGCGCUUCAAGCCGCAGCCGGGCAACCUAGCCAGCCGGCCUGGAGACGAGGCGGGCAGCGGCAGCGACAGCGACGAGCCGGCGGCAGGUGCCGGCCGCCAGAAGUCCGACGGUGCUGCCCUCUACGUGCCGCCGCGCAUCGCCGCCGUGCCGUACGACGGCGACGAGACGGCCGAGUCGCGUCGCGAGCGCCGCCUGGCGGCAGCGCGCCGCCGCGCGCUCAGCAGUUCGGUGAUGCAGGAGCUGGGCCGCCAGUAUCUGGACACGCCCGAGGAGGUGCACGACCUGAGCGACACGUACCGCAACCGCAGCACGCGCGAGGAGGCCGAGCGCACCAAGUACGAGGAGGACUUCAUGGUGCGCCUACCGGAGACGAAGCAGGACCAGCGACGGCGGCGCGAGCUCACCACUGACUGGUCGCUGGGCGAGGAGCUGACGCAGCGCGCCGACCUCUCGGCGCUCGAGGGGCGCUUGCCCGGCCCGCGGCAACAAGCGACGCCGCGCGGCCGCCGCUUCUAG